Spinacia oleracea (spinach) is the source of this 2205-nucleotide messenger RNA. RefSeq names its product FHA domain-containing protein At4g14490. Lineage: Eukaryota; Viridiplantae; Streptophyta; Magnoliopsida; Caryophyllales; Amaranthaceae. The transcript has 6 exons. The record is from RefSeq and is a predicted model, not a curated record. The coding region runs from base 91 to 1320 and encodes 409 amino acids. Gene Ontology annotation, molecular function: protein binding.
GGAUUUUGAAUUUCGAAAUGACGAGUGAGCGCCAAAAAUAAGACCAAUUUGCGAGUCAACUUACCCUUCAAUCCUCACUCUCUCUUAACAAUGGCGUCUUCAAUUAAGCUGGUAAUUGAAAAGGGCCCUCGAAAUGGCGAAACCCUAGAAUUCAAGCCUAGAUCCAAGAUUCGAAUCGGAAGAGUUGUGAAAGGCAAUAAUUUGCCGAUCAAAGAUGAUGGAAUUUCAUCCAAACACAACGAAAUUAAGUUCAAUUCAGAUUCUGGAAAAUGGGUAAUUUCUGACCUCGAUUCUUCCAACGGCACUUUCGUGAACUCUGCUAAGCUUGAACCCCACUCCCCAUUUGAAAUUUCGGAUGAAGAUGUGAUUAUUAUAGGCGAAUUAACCAGAAUUAGGGUUGAAAUUGGGGAACAAGUUAAGGUACGUAGAAACCCUGGACGAAAAGCUGCUUCUCAGAGGGGUACUGGUGGUUCGAAUUUGGGUGAGAAUGCUGCAAGUAGGGAAGAAACCGACAACUGCAGAAACCCUAAGGAGCGAGCUGCUGAUAGAAGUAGAAUUGAUUUGGGGGAGAAGGACGAGGAGGCUCCUGAUCUGGGGAACAAGGUGGAGGUUCGGGUAAAAGAAUGUUUGAAUUCGGAGGAAGAGGGGUUUUCUGCGGUUAGAGAUUUGAAGGAAGAGAAUAUUGAAAAGAGGGCUGAAGGUAAUCGAAGAGGACGUGGGAGAGGGCGGCCGAAAAAAGCGAGUAAUUUAGAAGAUGGAAAUGUUGGCAUUGGGAAAUCAGGGAUCAGACAGAAUGUAGAAAAUGAUAAGUUGAAGCCAGGGUUCGGUAUGAGUACAAGGAGGACUAGAAGCUCCAGGAGAGGAGAGGAUGACCUCUUAAUUUUAGGGGAAGCAGUGCCAGCAAAGAGGACUGGGAAAAGGUGUAAUGCUAAGAAUGUGAGAGAGCACAAUCCUGUUGUAAGCCCUUUGGUAGUUGAAGAAGGGAUUAGUGAUGUAGUAGAGAGCGUUGCUGUGUUUGAUGAUGGGAAAACAGAAGCAUCAGAAAUUGAAGAGGGUAAUUUGGUGUCAGAAGCAAACUGUUAUCAUAGAAGCAAAGACUCUGAUAGUAGUCAUAGUACUAUUGUGCCUGACCUUGCAAAGAUGACUCUAGGGGAUUGGUUGGAAUUCUUGGUAGACUAUUUGCCUAAGCAGAUUUAUGCCAAAAGAGAUGAGAUCAUUGAGGACAUGCGAAAAGAAAAUGCACGGUUUGAGGAUUUCAUGUUGCAGCAGCAGAAACAGAAAAGCUUAUUCCUUUCUGCCGCAGAAAAGACAGUGAAUUGAAGCGAAUAUGAUCAGGUGAUUUACAAAGGGCAUCCAGUGAAUUUGCUUGUCUGUUAUAUUUUGGACAGUGGGGUAACAGGAUUCUGGAAAGCCCUCCAGUUGCUGUGAUAUCGCAAGGAGAGAUGGACUAGCUAAGGGAAAUGAUUUUGAGAUCAUUCUUGGGUCUUAUUAAGCUGCUUGACUAAGUCAAACAUGUACUGGAAUUAAUUUUUUCCGCCGCACAAUUAUCCUAUGGUUUUGGCAGUCGAGCACAAGGCUCAAAGGGAAGAUUGUUUCUGACGCUGCCCAGGUUUGGUACUCAAAAACAUAUAACAGGGGCCUUAACAUAAGAGAUUUACUAAAAAGCAGGUUUGGGAGAAGUCUGAAGCAGAAUUUGUGUUUGGAAACACAUGUAUAAACCGAAACACUAGCGAAACUAACUGCAGUGGAUAGUGCUCUAAUAAUGCACCAGGUAAAUCAGAAAUCUGAAGGAAGAGAAUGAAGAAACAUUUGAAGAAGCAGUGCUAGACUGCUAGCCAAGAGCAACAAGUACGACAGGCUGAAGCAUGAUCAUGAAAUAAAGAUUGGUAGCUUGGAUCAGGACUCAAGACUCAAGACUCAAGACUCAAGAGUUGUUCUCUUUUCAGAUCAUCGUAGGUGUGUUCUAAUUGCUUCUCAAAGCCAUGCAUAAAGAAAAGUCAAAAGCUUAAGCAGAGAUUGACCUCUUGAAUUUUGAAAAGCAAUUUCAGAGACAAAACAGUUUAUGCUCUCCCUAAGUAAACACAGACUAUAAUCACUUUUUUUUUUGGGGUGAAAUUUUAAUUAUAAGUUAGUCGCUAUGGCCGGAAAACAUAAUCCUCCGUUUUCACGCUUCACUUUAGUUGUUUUUUGUGUUAUUUUGUAUCA